AGUCCUGUGAGAGUGGUGACAAAAUAUUAAUAUUUACCAGAUGGGGAUGCACAAAGGGGUCACAGCUCCAGUCGAUGAAAUGGAAUGUUCUUGUGUGGAAAGUAAAGUUAAGCUGGUGAAGCGUCCGCCUGUCAAGCUGGGGUCCUCCGCUGCUCACAAGAUGAGUGACGUGCUAGUCUGUUUUAGGUGCUGUGUUGCCGAGCAACCACAGCCGAAGAGGCGUAGGAGGAUAGACAGGAGUAUGAUAGGUCUACCAACCAAUUUCCAACACACAGGACACAUAGGAUCAGGGGAUGUAUCCAAUUUUAGCUCACCUGGGGUGAAUUCCAUACAAGGACAAAUGUCGUCCAAGGGGGGCUAUGACCAUGUAUCUCCUGUUAGUGUUCACUUAGAUGUUAGAGAUUUACAAGAUGUACAGAAGUCAUGAGGGUUGCUCACUGUCCUUUGAUGGAUGAUAUUUUAUAAAAGAAAACAAACUGUUCACACUGCCAAGCCCCCAGUGCUGUAAUAAACCUGUGCCCAGAUCUCCAUUCAAUAUAACCACACAAUGACAGUGCAGCAGGGAGACAGCCUAUGCAAACACAGUCUGAAGAAAGCAUUGACCAAAUGAACAAGAAUGCAGACAAUUAUAGACUGACAGCAGCUGCACAUUGUGUGCUGAGAUGAUGCAUGGGUUUUGAUAUACUUAUAUAUAUAUAUAUAUCAGAUAUAUCUGGAUAUACAUGAUGUAAAGGGGGCACAGUAGUGUAGUAACAGCAGCAGCUUUGUGGUGCAAAAUUCAAAACUGAAAUAUGGAUUUUACACGUACUAGUAUAUGGAUACGUAUGUCAUAACACAUAUAUACACAUCAGCACAUCACUGGACUGUCAAAGCAGACAUGAAGUACUGGUUUUAUUUAUCAAAAGGAACCCCCAGGUGGCUGGCUCACAUGCCUCCUGGCGUCUACAGUAUUUUACCAAGAAACUGGAAAUGAUAGCAGUGAAAGUAUCUGGUCUUACAUUACUGGGAGCACAGAACAUGUCACAAACACCCACAUGUGCUGAACAUGGAGAACUUCAUUGUCAUAGUACAGGUCCCAGUUUCACUAAAAAACUUAAGUCAGUUUCCUGGCUUAGUUGAGUAGGAUUUCCAUGAGAGUGCUGUAACAAUGUGCCAGAUAGGGUA
Lingula anatina is the source of this 1164-nucleotide messenger RNA. Its product is annotated as CDC42 small effector protein 2. The record is from RefSeq and is a predicted model, not a curated record. Gene Ontology annotation, cellular component: plasma membrane. Gene Ontology annotation, biological process: regulation of Rho protein signal transduction. Gene Ontology annotation, molecular function: small GTPase binding. NCBI's taxonomy places the organism in Eukaryota, Metazoa, Brachiopoda, Lingulata, Lingulida, Lingulidae.